Molecule: messenger RNA, 4563 nt
Organism: Haliotis rufescens (red abalone)
Lineage: Eukaryota; Metazoa; Mollusca; Gastropoda; Lepetellida; Haliotidae
Product: BTB/POZ domain-containing protein 17-like
Exons: 2
Coding region: 102-1547 (481 amino acids)
Molecular function (GO): protein binding
Source: RefSeq, a predicted model, not a curated record
CGGGCACUCAUUACAUGGCCGCCUCUAUCAGCUGGUCCCCAGGGAAACAACAGUAGUUGAAAUUAUUCCUGAUUCAUUGCAAGAGGAUGACAUAAGAAACAAUGGCUGGUAGUUUCCUGAAGGGACAGCUUGUCAACAACUCCGAAAGCACCUUGAAACGUCUGUGGUCUCUCUAUCGCAACUCAACACUCAGCGAUGUGCAGCUGGUUGUGGGUGGGGCGGUCUUCUCCGCCCACAAGCUUAUCCUCAGUAUGUGCAGUGAUGUAUUCAAGACCAUGUUGACAGAUUUCAAAUGGCCUGAAGCAUUCAAAGAGCAGAUUACUCUCACUGAAGAACCCGAGUGUGUGGACGUGUUUGAGGACUUCCUGGAAUACAUGUACACUGGGCACAUCCACCUCAGUAACCAUACAGUGCUGCCUGUGAUUACACUAGCAGACAAGUAUAAUGUCAAGGAUCUCUCCGAAACCUGCGUCUCCUACAUGUGUGAUAACCUUGAUGCUGUGGGCGAUAAUCUACAAGUAGUCUCGUGGCUACAGUAUGCUCGAUUAUGCAACUACCGAACACUAGAGGCAAAAUGUGCUCAGUACACUGAAUGGAACUUCCAGAAAGUUGUUCAAGGUAGAGACUUUCUGUCAAUGAAUGGGUCCACCUUGUUUGAAUUUCUAUCCAGUUCUGAAUUGGUCGUUCACAGUGAAUAUAGUCUCUUCCUUCACCUCAAACGAUGGUUGCUAAGCAAUCAAGCUCAUUGCCGAAAGUGUCCGCGUGCACGCAGGGUUAUGGUAGAAAAAAUGGCUGGGUGUGUACGUUUCAAUAUGAUGACGUCUGCCCAAUUGGAGCUUUUGUGUCAGGAUAAUUUCAUCCAUGAAUAUGCAGACAUCUUUGAAGAAGGCCUGAUGCAGGCAUUUCAGUACCAUUCCAUCACAGCAGUAGAAUACUUCACUAAACUCGACGAAAAAGACGGAGGCAUGUCCAGCGCUUCACCAGAUAGUAACUCAUCAGAUCCUGAGAAAGUCGUUACCUCAUGUCAACCAUCCAGUAGACCUAGAAACUACACAUGUGAAGACUGGAGCUGUCAGUUCACUCUAGAAAACUUCUCCUGCCUGGACGAUUUCACAACCAGAACAUUUUUCUUCUCCACGCCUGUGAGUAGCUCAGCUGCAGAUGACCAUGCAUGCUGGGACUGGCAAGUGGAUCUUUAUCCCAAGGGCGUCCGCUUCCCCAAGGCUAUCAUGAUCGGCAUCUUGGAGAACUAUGAAAUUGACCAGCACGAGCAUCACAUCACGAGGCUGGGCGUCAUGGCCAAGUCCGUCCACGGUGAGAUCCGCAAUGUCGAAGUGUCAAUCCUAGCCCUGGCUUCGGGCAUCAAUGGCUCCGAAUACAUCCGAAAUGUUGUGAAGAAACAAUGUAUUUUCGACUUUGAUGGCUGUCUUCAUAAUCUAGAUGAUAUUGUUCCAUUUGAUGAACUGAUGGCAGCAGGAUCGGUGUAUCUCACAGAAGAGGACCGUAACACUUUCAAAAUCCUCAUCAUCAUCAAGCCAGUUAGAUGAUGUCCAUCAACAGCAUCUGCCAAUGUUUGCCAUAAUAAGCUCCAGGUGCUUUUCUUAUGUGCGGUGUGAAUUUAUUCACAUGUCUUAUCCCUGUUAUCAGCAUGACUCAGUGUUUUAUUUUGUUAUCGCUAGGGUAGAUAUACCUAAUGUUUACAAUAAUAUUUCAUGGCAGUGUUGUUAAUGACGGGGUUCCAGCAUUUCUUGAAUGUUGGUCAUCAUGAUCCAUCCACACUCUAUUCCUACAUGUCAUGAUAUGUCUCAUCUGUAACCAUGGUAACACCUGAAACUAAUGCAAAUAAUAAACCACAUGAUAUUCAGUGACCAUAAUGACCAUGUUAGUAUUUUUAUUUUGAUAAUUAUUAUUAACAUAUGACAGACUGUGAGAGAAGCGUACUUGAGUUGAAUUUGGAAGGUAAAAAGCUACAAACUUAUGAGAUCUGUUCUCAGGCAAAUAUUCCCUGUUUUAAUGAUUUUGAGAAAAAAGAGCAAGAUGAAUCUUUUUUGUGUGAAAAAUGUGUUGCUGAGAUGUAAGAAUUUACAGUUUUUGUCUCGGAAAAGAAAUUAACUGUUUAUGGCAUGAGUAUUUCCAUAACCCUGUAACCAUGGUAACGUGUGGGCAUAGUAGAAUUGUCUAGAAGUAAGACUUUAUGUUCUUCGAAUUAUUUAGCAGUACAACACCUGUCAUUCAAUUAACAUGAUUACCAAAGAUUAAUACUAAUUCAUUUGUACAGCUUGGAUUUGUUGAACAAUGAUAACAAUCAUAAGAAUUCACAUGAUUCAGAUAUUUUGUUAAACCAUGCUAUUUUAAAAAUCUUUGAUAGGCAUUUAGAAGUUGGAAGACCAUGAAUACAUGACAUUUUUGGGGAAGUUAUCCAUAAAAAAGUAUCAUGUAUUCAUGCUAUUUUUGUGCUUAAGGAGGGCAACUUUUUGUUAGAUUCCACAAAGGAAUAAAAUGUUUUGUAUGAAGGAGGUUGCUUUUAAUUGGAACAAAAUAGAAUAUCAGUUUUAUCUGGGUAUGAUGGGCCAGAUUAUUUUUGUUAGAAAACAAUCAAGAAAUAAUAUGUCAGUAACUUAGCCUUGUUAGCUUGCUUUGUUAUUAUUGAUAUGUAUUUUAUAUUGAUAAUGCCUCAUAGAAAUGGUAUUAACAAGUUGUGAACUUGAUGAUGUGAGGCUACCAGAGGUUUAACAAUAUGGUUGGAUCGCGAAAUGAUAUGUAUCCCGAUACUAUAGGUGCGAUUAUGAUUCGUACCCCUAUAGGGCCAAUAAUACAGUACCUUUUUCAUAAGUUGAUAUUCUUUCUUUUUUCAGAUAAAUCACAACCCUGAAUCAUUUGUUUUUAAAUUUCUUAAAUCGAAGAUAGUAUAUUGUAGGCCAGAAACAUUAGGCUAGAGGACACUGUGGAUGUUAUGCUAUUUAUAGCCAACCGGGAAAUACUAUAGCAUGAUAGACUCUGUGUAAUCUGUUAUAUUUCAUGUUUUUACACCAAUAUAACUUGUAACGUUGCAUGAUGUAAUGUAUUGUAUUUAUUGUAUGUAUUGUGAUAUGGGGGUUGUAUAUCAAAGUAUUAUAACAUGGGCCUUGUAUCGGGAUACAAUAUUGUAUCGCCAUAUUGUUACACCAAUAGAAGACAUUUUAAAAUUGUAGAUAACACAUUAACAUCAAUAACACAUUUGAAGCAGAGUAAAUGUGACGUUAGUCUGUCGUACAGACCCUGAAACAAGUAUAUCCAAUACAGCCCAUGCAAGUCUAUAAUAUUUGGCAAGUGAAGAUUACUCUGAAAUGAAGAGAAUCUUUGGACUCCUUUUUAAUAUGUUUCAUAACUAUAGUUUACAACUCUUUUCAUCUGUAGAGUGUGUUCAUUUCAGAGACUAGAUGUUAAUCUAAUGUUACCAAUGAAUAUUAAGAUAAUUUACCAUAUUCAACGAAAUAAGCGCCCUACUCUAAAAAGCGCCCACAGCGAUAUUUGCUAAUAUAUUGGUUAGUGAACAAUCUCAAUUAGCACACCUUCCCAUUGAUCAGUGUGCACAAGACUUAUUUAUUCGUGUAUAAUACGCACUUGUGUGUUAUAAGCACCCUUAAUUAUGGGCAAUUAAAUUAUGGAAAAUAUAUCUGUCAUGUAUAAUACACACAGACUUUUCUUUUGUAUUAUUUCAGGCUGUUGGCAUAAACCACGAAAUUUACGAUCUUUCAACUCUGUUUAUUUUUCUCACCAAAACUAUAUUCUACUAAGAGCCCCCUAUUUCUAAUUCUGAGAGCGCCCUGGGCGCUUAUUGCGUUGAAUACGGUAUUCUAAUCAUGAUGAUCAUGUUUCAGCCAACACAUAAAUUGCCAUGAUUCCUAUGCAAAUCACAUCACUUAGAAGUUUGAGAUGCUAUGAAAUUUAAUAAUUAAUGGUAUCGUGAAAUUGUAGCAGGGCGUGGAGUCGUCCCACAGAUGACAUCCUUACCUUGUCAGCUUGCUGACGGGGUUAACCUCUUUGGUCAUGUGGACAAGGCGUCCGACCUCUGCUCGGAAGGUCCUAGGUUUGAACCCUAUCACGAGACUUGGAAAUUUUAUGGCCGCUACAAAAUGAAACCGUACAGUUUGUGUAAAUUAUGACUCCUUCCUCUCUACCACCACCCUACCCCACCCCCAUGUGAAAAAUGCAAAGGCAAGAUACUGAUAAGGCUUCCGUUCUAACUUAAACUGUUUAAUGCCUAAAAUAAACAUUGAAACAGACAUAUGGCAUUGCAGGGUUUUUGAAAAGAAAAAAGCUUAAUGACCUGACUACCCUAUUUUGAAAUUAGUGUAUUGUUUUUAUUUGGACUAAAGAUCGAGAAAACUCCAUGGUCAAGUGUUCUUUAGAUACCCAUGUCUUAUAUGGCCCCUCUUGAUGCACUGUAACGCAGAAUCAAUGUGAAACAGUAGUACAGUCAAGUCCCGUUAAUCCGGCAUGGUUGGUUGCAUACGAUUAUGUCGGUAUAACAAGUAUGUAGGAUAAACGAAAUUAAGUAGUAUCAAAGUUUGUGACUGAAAA